Pistacia vera is the source of this 1464-nucleotide messenger RNA. RefSeq lists its product as uncharacterized. NCBI's taxonomy places the organism in Eukaryota, Viridiplantae, Streptophyta, Magnoliopsida, Sapindales, Anacardiaceae. The transcript is spliced from 2 exons. The record is from RefSeq and is a predicted model, not a curated record. Gene Ontology annotation, molecular function: acetylglucosaminyltransferase activity. The coding region runs from base 1 to 1464 and encodes 487 amino acids.
AUGGAAAACAAAGAAGAUAAUAACCCUCAUGAACAAAUGAAUUCCACCCGGCUCUGCUUUCCACCAGCAGGAAUUAGAGGCACAAUUGUUUGGUUGUUCAUCCUCAUCUCCACUCUUUACAUUCUCUAUUCCUCAAACUUCCUGUUAAACAAAUAUGUCCAAGUCUGUAAAGACGCCAACCAUCUCAGUAAAAACUCAUCCUUAUCCACUUCUCUCAAACUCGACCAAGAAGAAGAAGGCGAAAACAGAGUCUACCCCAAGAAACCAAAAAUAUACGACACGGAGCUUAAGCACAUUGUGUUUGGGAUUGCAGCUUCAUCAAAUUUGUGGGAGAGAAGAAAAGAGUACAUAAAAGUAUGGUGGAGGCCUAAGGAGACAAGAGGGGUAGUUUGGGUGGAUAAAGAAGUGAGUAGUAGUACAAGUGAAGGGUUGCCUGAGACAAGAGUUUCAGGAGAAACAUCACAAUUCAGCUAUUCUAACAUUCAGGGACAUAGAUCAGCAUUAAGGAUAUCGAGAGUUGUAUCGGAGAUGUUUAGGCUUGGAAUGGAGGAUGUGAGGUGGUUUGUGAUGGGUGAUGAUGAUACAGUUUUUGUGGUGGAAAAUGUGGUGAGAAUACUUUCUAAAUAUGACCACACACAGUUUUAUUACGUUGGGAGUUCAUCAGAGAGUCAUAUUCAGAAUAUAUAUUUUUCAUAUUCUAUGGCAUAUGGUGGCGGUGGAUUUGCAAUAAGCUAUCCAUUGGCAAAGGAAUUGCAGAAAAUGCAGGACAGAUGCAUACAGAGAUAUCCCGGAUUGUAUGGCAGCGACGACAGGAUUCAUGCUUGUAUGGCUGAGCUCGGUGUGCCUCUCACAAAGGAAUUUGGCUUUCAUCAGUAUGAUCUAUAUGGAGACCUAUUAGGCCUUCUAGCAGCUCAUCCUGUGACUCCAUUGGUGUCAUUGCAUCAUCUAGAUGUAGUGGAACCGAUAUUUCCAGGCAUGAAUCGAGUCAAAGCCAUGCAACACUUAUUUCAAUCUGUCAACAUCGACUCAGCCAGUAUAAUACAACAGUCUAUCUGCUAUGACCACACACGAUCCUGGUCCAUCUCUGUGUCAUGGGGUUUCGUGGUUCAAAUCUUUAGAGGAAUUAUCUCUCCAAGGGAGCUUGAAAGACCGUCAAGAACAUUUCUCAAUUGGUACAAGAGAGCUGAUUACACAGCUUAUGCAUUCAACACUAGGCCUAUGGCCAAGCACCCCUGUCAACACCCCUUUAUUUUUUAUAUGCACAAGGUUAGCUAUCACAAGGCUAGCAACCAAACAGUUGGAUUUUACAAUCGCCAUGAAUCUCGCCGCCGCUAUUGCAGAUGGAAGUUGGAGUCUCCAGAGACAGUUGACACCGUUGUAGUCUUCAAAAAGCCAGAUCCUCAACGUUGGCAGAAGGUAAGAAGAAACAUGAUAUAUAUUUGCAGGAAGCAAUUUGAUACAUGA